Molecule: messenger RNA, 2664 nt
Organism: Eimeria acervulina
Lineage: Eukaryota; Apicomplexa; Conoidasida; Eucoccidiorida; Eimeriidae
Exons: 4
Coding region: 1-2664 (887 amino acids)
Molecular function (GO): long-chain fatty acid transmembrane transporter activity; long-chain fatty acid-CoA ligase activity
Source: RefSeq, a predicted model, not a curated record
AUGAUGGCGAAUCCGCAGACAAAGAAGACGGACGUCCCGCAGUGGCUUGUAGAUCAAAUUAAAAACAGGACUAGUAAAUCUCUGGAAGACAUUGAAAAGGAAUGGGCAACGCAGCUUAAUGCUAGACAUGACCAGCUAAGGACCCUGGAGAAGGAUGGCCACACAACUGCGGCGCGCUUUUUUCAGCAUGUUGCGGAGGAAGGCCCAGAUCGGGUGUUUUUAGUGUACGGAGGGGCCGUUGAAGGCGGCUCAUCUGAGGAUAGUUGCACACAGUGCUGCACGAGGGUCUUGACGUAUCGCCACGUCGACCAUGCAAGCAACAGCGUCGCAGCAUGGGCAAGUAAACUGCAGGGUAAAAACCCUACUAAGUGUGGUUCUUGUAGGGCAAAAGGGCCAACUCAGUCAUGUGCUGAAUGCGUGAGCAACUCGCGUGUAGUUGCUUUGAUGAUGCACAGCAGUCCAGAAUACUUAAUUGUGUUCUUUGGCCUCUUGAAGGCGGGCAUCACUGUAGCACUGGUGCAUCCUCAGCUUCGAGGGCCCCUCUUGCGGAGGGCGCUCGCAGAAGCAAACGCAGAUAUGCUUAUCUGCGACGACUUGACCCUCAGCUCCAUGCGUACUGCGUGGCUGAAGCCAUCGGGAGAAGAACCAGACUCGGCGGUUGCCGCCGUCCGUCACGAAGACGAGGGGCAGCCAGGCUCCUACCCAUGCUCUGUGUACAUCUGUGGACUGAAGGAUGCGAAAGAGCAAGACGGAGAGCGCAGCCUGAUCCCCCACGUGCACAGCAUCGUAAAGGAAUUUCUUACAGAGGAGGAGGCUGCACACCAUCGGGGGAACACGGAAAAUAGGCCCAACGACGAACAGCACAAAUGCAAGCCUUCUGGAUUCCCGAUGCUUUUGAAAGAGCCUCUACGGAAGCUGGUCGGAUCACAUUCCGAACGACAGGCCGCGUCGGGCGCUCACUGCGCUGAGAUGUCCCUGCCGUGCUGCUGUCUAUACACCGCCGACCUCGAAGGGCACUUGCGUGCGACGUGGGUUUCCAACAGCCGUUUCCUUUCGGCGGGCUUUUGUUGGCUGGAAGCGGUGAACCUGACUGAAUCUGACCGCCUCUUGCUGGGGGUGCAAUUGUCUCACGAGGUGGGGCUCCACGCGCUAGCAGCAGCAAUUGCUUGUAAAGGAGCCCUACUGCUGCGAUCUCGGAGCAGCUUACUCUGUCUGUGGCCUGAUGUCAAAGCCAUGGAUGCCACUAUUCUCUGGCACACGGGGAUGAUGUGGUGCAGGUUGCUGAAAGCCCAUGAGAGCUACCAGGGGGGUGACCAAACGCAGCGCUUGGGUUCCUGGAGCGGCAAUCCGCAGUUGCGGGCAAGCAUAGGAACCGGACUAGCUGGGGCGUUGUGGCCAGUAGUGAAGAAGGUCUUCAAUAUUCCCCGAAUUCUGGAGUUCUACUCUCCGCGGAACCUUCAAACUCCCCAAAUCCUCUUCAAUGCUUGGGACAUGCCAGGGGCGUGCGCGUUCGUCCCGGACUUCGCCUGGAAUUCUAAGGAGCUCGAGAGGAUUGUAGAAUUCAAUGAGAAAACAGGGGAGGUCUACAGGGAAAAAACAACCAAGAGGGGCAAGGAGGCCAGCAGAGACAAGAAGACGCUAAUUCAGAGGGGUGAGCUGGUGUCGCAUAUUGAACCUGAACACGGCUUGUGCCUUUUCACGACCGAAGGAGAGACUGAGCAAUUCUUGUAUAGAGACCUCCUCGAAGAAGGAGAUCUCUGGUGCCGCUCAGGGGACAUUCUCGAGAGAGACGCCGCCGGCUUCCUGUACCUCUCCAAACGCAUCGGGUCCAGCUUCUUCAUCGAUGGGGAGGUGGCGCCGGUGCACGAACUGGCGAGGUGGCUUGAACAUGAGCCCGGUGUUUGGGGCGCUUGCGUAGAGGGGCUCCAGGUGUUCGCAGACAGGGAAACAGCGGAAACAGUUGAGAAGCAGUUGGAAGAUCAGCAAGAGGGAUGGCCACGGACAACCUUUGAGCUGCUGCAAACGGACCAGCAGCGCCACAGGCUCAAGUGCCUGGUUGCUUGCAUUCACGCGAGGCUCGAUGCCAGUGAAACAGAAGGAAAAAAAGAGAGUGGUAGCCAAGUGCAAGCUUGUGGACCGGUUGACCUCGAUGGUAGCCUGGUUGUGUUGGGCGAAGAAAAAGAGGUGAGUGGAUGGAAAAGGCAAGAGGGUGUCCAAGAGCCAGACGAAGGCAUGGCCAUGAUUACACUCCGAGCUUUCCUGAGAAGGAUCCGCAACAGCCUUGACCGCGGCAUCCACUUAGCCAUCCGCCCGAAAGUCUUGAUGCUCUGUCUCUCCACGUGCUGCGGUGAAGACUGCGAGCAUAAGCAUCAGGGGAAAGCAUGCAAGCUGUGCUCCUGCACGACGGACCAGAAAAAGUGUCAGUGCCGGUGCGGCUGCUGCUGGGGCUGUGAUGGCUGCUCCUGCAGGCGGGAAAGCCUGCAGGGUUUGUGCGACCUCGUAUCCAACCAGGACUGUGACUCUUCAGGGGAUAUCUGCAAGAAGGACUGCAAGCGUUGCUGCUUCCUCUUUUACGCCGACGUAAAUGGAGAUGCCUUCGUCCCCCUUACGAAGGAAAGCUUCAAAGACUUCGUGUGCGAGAGCUACCCGAAUUUUGGCCUAUAA